GACACUGACAAUCAAAAUAGAAAAUAUUGCUGCGAUCCGAAAUCGAACAUGUUUACGUGGUUCCUUCUUUAUUUUAUGCUGAAUUAAAACCUAUAUCAUUACCUCUAAAAUACUCUGAAACAACCUCUCUAGUCAUUGUUUAAAUUUUAACGUAAUUAAUCCCUAAACCACGUAAAAACUCUACCCAUUCUCUACACUCUUUCUCAUCAUGGAUCCUUUCAUCAUAGCAGCUAUUAUCAGUGCCAUUAUCAUUGUUGUGUUGUCAGUAACCUUCCUCAGACCGUCCCAAGUGAAACAACUACCUGGAGCAAGGCCAAGGGCUGUUGCUCCGAGGGAUGGCGGCCCGGGUAGGGUACAAGCCGUCAGGAAUCAAAGGGCACGGAUGAGAGCUAAUGCUGCCCGCAACCAGGUGGCACUAGACGAGGAGCCAUUAGCUGAAGAAGCUGAGGAAGAUGGACAGACGGAGAGAGUUCAUGACAUUGAGUUUGAUGACAAAAUGGGAGCCAAGAAAAGAGCCAAGCUAGAAGCGAAGCUCGAGAAGAAGAAGGCCCGCGAGACGGAGGAGCACAUUCGCCGCGACCGCAAGGCCAAGGAGGAGCAGGCAGAGCAGGAGCGGAAGAGGGCGCAGGAGAAGGAGGAGGAGGAAGAGCGCAAACGCGAGGAAGCAGAACGCAAGGCUGAGGAGGAGAGAAAGCGACGGGAGCAGGCGGAGUACGACGCCAUGAAGGCAGCCUUCUCCGUGGAGGGGGAGGGCUUCGAUGAGGAUGAGGAGGAAAGCAGGGAGAACCUGCUGAAGGACUUCGUGGACUAUAUCAAGGCGCAAAAGGUGGUGCUUUUAGAAGACCUUGCAGCACACUUCAAGCUGAAGACUCAGGCGGCUAUCGACAGGAUCACUGACCUACAGGCUGCGGGAGAACUGACUGGAGUCAUCGAUGACAGAGGAAAAUUCAUCUACAUCUCACAGAAGGAACUCGAAGACGUAGCCAAGUUUAUCAAGCAGAGGGGAAGGGUGUCCAUUACCGACUUGGCAGAAAGCAGCAACAAUCUUAUUAACUUAAAUCCGGUUUCUGUAUUGUAGCUUAAGGUGUAGGUGGUUGUGAUUGUUACUUAUUUUUUUAUAAAAUGAAACAGAUUAUAUUUUAAAGACAAAUGCGUUUAUUAAAUGCUAACAUGGAGUACAAAACUAAAGCCUUAA
Messenger RNA from Plutella xylostella (diamondback moth), 1195 nucleotides. RefSeq names its product DDRGK domain containing 1 (gene Ddrgk1). Gene Ontology annotation, molecular function: ubiquitin-like protein ligase binding. The record is from RefSeq and is a predicted model, not a curated record. NCBI's taxonomy places the organism in Eukaryota, Metazoa, Arthropoda, Insecta, Lepidoptera, Plutellidae.